UCAUGGAGUCAGGUGCACCUCUCCUGCUGCUGGUCGCCUUACUGGGGACUGCGUCGGCUCUCAGCUUUUAUGGAGACAGCAUUAGUUUCAUGCCUCCACAGAAGAAGAAGGAUGGGACAUUUAGGGUGACUCUUCAUCACAGGCAGAACGGCCGGAGCAGCUGUCAAGAUCAGUCGUCCCUCAGAUGCGACGGUGGUGUCUGCACAAGCUCCACAAAGUCAAGUGUCCUGCAAACGGAUCAGGAUGACACAGGCCAGGGCAGGUGGUGCCAGACUGAAGGACACACGACUGCAACCGUGUCAACUAAUAAAACCUCCUUUACUCUGAGAGGCUCUGGCUGCUGCUGGGUGUCUAAUGUCAACGGAAACACAAACUGGACGACCCAUGCAGAGCUGGACCUGGGGACUCGAUCUGACUCACACGCCCUCAACAGUUGUCCGGUGACAACAACAGUGUCUUCUCUAAGGAUUCCUCAGAACUGUUUUUUGAGGGUUCGUCUUCUGGCCCAUGAUCCAGACUUAGAUGACGUGAGAUGCAGUUUCAGUUCAGACGCCUUAGUUCCCUCAAACUUUACUCUGGACGAGGCUGCGUGUACACUGACAAGUUCAGGCCAAGUCAGUGUCGGUGUUCAUGUGUUUGAGCUGAUGCUGGAGGACUUCUCCACCAAAAACAUCACUUUGACCUACGCCGAUGGAACAUCAGUAUUUCGGGAGAGCAUGAACUCACCACCUCUCUGCAGAGUAAAGCUCCAGUUCUCAGUGGAGAUCCUUCCUCCAAUACCAAGCUGUGAGGUCGGUUAUGUGCAGCCCAUGUUCCUGUCUAAGACUCCCUCACAUGGUGAUGUUCUUCAUGCCACUGUGGGUCAGAUGUUCCAGCUUUAUGCCCAAGCACAGGCUCGUCAUGCCAGCAUACACGACUUCCAGGUCAGCGGCCCUCAGAACAUGAGCAAAGCGUUCAGAGAUGAUGAAAAUGGAAAAGCUGAGCUGACGGUGAGCUGGACACCACAGCACAGCGAUCUGUACAGAUUUGUCCCGGUCUGCUUCACUGCAGAGACAAAUGACACCCAGUCAGAGAUGAGGUGUGUUGUUGUCAUGGUGACCCAAGCAUCUAUCAUUCAAGGCAAGGCCACUGUUCAGUGCUACCCCAACAAGAUGACGGUGGCCCUCAGCAAAGCUUCCAUGCCCGGCAUCGACGAGAACUACCUGAAGAUGAACGACCCGCUGUGCUCCCUCACCUCCAACAGCACUCACAUCAUGGGCAGCAUGUCAUUUAGCACCUGUGGCACCAAAGUUGAGGAUAAUGGUGACUUUAUCACUUUCAAGAAUGAGAUCAACUCCUUCGAGCUGCCCAACGAGGUUAUAACCCGGAGAAGGACGGUUAAGAUUGGUUUCUCCUGCCAGUUUCCCAAAAGCCUCAGCAUCUCCAACUACUACAAUCUCCACAAGUCUGACUACAUCUUCACUGAGUCCAGCUUCGGCAGCUUCGGCUACACCUUUGAGAUUUUCCGCGAUGAAAACUUCACUAAUAAGGUGGAAGCUAAAGCUUAUCCAGUGGAGGUCAAGCUGCUGGAGACCAUCUACAUGGGCAUCCAAGCCCAGUCUGAACUACCUGAUGUGAAACUGUUUGUCGAAUCAUGCAAAGCCACUCCUGAUGACAACCCCGAAAACGCCCUCUCCUAUGACAUCAUCAAAAACGGGCGAGUGCAGAUACAUUCUGGGAUCACAAACAAAACUGCCUUUAUAAUAACAGUCUUUCGUAUACAGUGUCUGGAGGAUGAGACGGUUAGAGUUCACCCAUCUGAUCAAACAUCAUUCAACUUUGAAGUUCAAGCUUUCAAAUUUACUGGAAACUAUGAACAGGUGUACAUCACCUGCUCUGUCAUCCUGUGCGAGUCUGACAGUCCCUUUUCCAGAUGUGCCCAGGGUUGCCUGAGGAAUCCAUCCCUCAGAAGCAGGCGAGGGCUGAGCAGGGAGACAGGCAGCCACUAUAUUACCCAGGGUCCUUUGCAGUUUGUUGGACAGGCUCAGCCCAGUGCCACCAUGGAUGAUAACAAUGUGAUGAAAAAGAGUGAGGAGCCCCCUGCAGUGAAUACUCGCCCACCAGUUUUUCCAGACACCAAAUCAAAUGGAGGAGGUUGGGAACUCAAGCAGCUCCUCAACACCAACAUCAGCACUGUGUUCUUUGCCACUGGCUUCUUAGUGUCAGUGGUGUUGAUGGCCGUCCUGGUUCGUUAUUUCCGCAAGAAGAGAAAGGAAGAAGACCGCAAUGCUCUUAUAGUUGGCUGGGAAAACUAAACCCAACUAAUCUCAGUUUUACUUUUGGAAGCUGAGAAUCAAAGUUUUCUUUCGUUUUAUAAAGCCUGGUGAUUUAGUAUAUUUGUAUCCAUGUAUUAAAUACUUAACCAAUAAAAUUAUAUUCCACAUUUAUUUCUUUGGGGUAAUGCCAAUUAUAAACAUCUGACCAGAAAGUCUUGAUACAGCCUUAGAACAGGUUUAAUAACAGAGAAAUUUCAGAUUUACAGAAAUGUCAGUUUUUUAAAUCUAGGUCAAUUCUGAAUCUGAUAUUUUGCUUAGAUGAAUUUGUUAUUCUAAUUAUCCUGUACUUUAGACAGUACAUUCUGUCUCUCUUUUAAGGCAAGAAAACAUUGGUGCACAUGGCCAACUCUAGGAAGAGUCCUGGUUGUUUCAAACUUCUUCCAUUUAAGAAUUAAAGAGGCCACUCUACUGGAUCCUGUCUCUGAACUCUGCUGCAGCUACUUCGACCCCAUGGCUUGGUUUUUGCUCUGAUGUGCAUCAGCUGUGAGAUAUUGUAUAGAUAGGUGUGUGUCUUUCCAAAUUAUGUCCAAUCAACUCCAAUUUAUUAAUUUAUCAAUUAUUUAUUGUAUGGUAAAAACACGGACAGUGCCUGUCUUCCAGAAAUAUAAUGUUAAGUACGAUGUUGGUGUUCUGACAGAGAACACAGUAAAAAUGAAGGUUUCUGAGACAUUUUAUUUAGACAGAAACCAAAUCAACCAAGCAACAGGGAUCACAUAGUUGGCUCACAGAAAUGACAGCUGGAUGCACUGCAGUUUCAUGUGGUACAGAAAGAAAAGAUCCAAAUCCUAAAAACAAUCCAAACACUGGAGAAACAGAUCCAACUAAAGAAAAAAACAAAAACUAACAGGUGUUAGUUCUAGUGCUUCAGAAAUGUCUCCCAUUACAAUCACAACAAUGGAAUACUUAACAAAAGGAACAAAAGAACAAAAACUGCUUUUAACUCAGUGCAAUGGAGUAUAAGGCAACUUCACAGAAAUACUAGGCAACAUGAUUUUGUGUUCUGCCCAUAUGAGCUGGAAGUUUGGUCAUAGUUUUUACCUUAAAACCAUUUCAGUCUCAGUGUGCAGGGGGAUGGCUGUUGUAGCAAAAACAAAAACAAAAAUUGAACACUGUUAUCCAAGUUACCCCAGGUAGAAAUAGUCUAUCCAGAGAGGAAAACCCACUGAAAUGAACCAGAUGUAGAGCAUCUGAGAGGUUUCCUGCUGCAGUGGGAGCUCAACAGCAGGAGAGAUUAACUCAAGUAUGUCAUGUAAUCUAAAAAAAAAACCAAAAACAAAACAAACAUCAUUCAUUUAGCCUUGCUGACAUACCCUUGGACUAAGACACUUUGAUUUGUGAACA
Lates calcarifer (barramundi perch) is the source of this 3656-nucleotide messenger RNA. RefSeq lists its product as uncharacterized. Bases 3 to 2294 code for a protein of 763 amino acids. The record is from RefSeq and is a predicted model, not a curated record. Lineage: Eukaryota; Metazoa; Chordata; Actinopteri; Centropomidae. The transcript has 14 exons.